CUCAUUUUAACGUUUUAGGAGAAUGCACGUCGGUAUAACUUUAAGUGAAUGCAAGCAACGAAAGUUUAGCUCUGUCGGAAUUUAUGUGUGAGGUUCAGAAAUUACUUUUUUAAAAAACAUAAAUGACCACUAAAAUAUAACACUAUUUGAGUAGACUAAUAGUGUCUAGCGGUCACAUUGAAUUGGUUUCGGUUUGUUUUUGGUACGAUGGCGGGGGAUGAUAAGAUGAACAUUGAUAGUAUUAUUGCCAGGCUACUGGAAGUCCGGCGUAUUCGUCCUGGUAAAAAUGUGCAACUAAGCGAGGCGGAAAUCCGUGGAUUGUGUCUAAAAUCUCGCGAAAUUUUUUUAAGUCAGCCUAUUUUGCUAGAGCUGGAAGCUCCACUCAAAAUAUGUGGUGAUAUUCAUGGUCAGUAUUAUGACUUACUUCGGCUUUUUGAAUACGGAGCAUUUCCUCCUGAAGCAAACUAUCUGUUUUUGGGUGACUAUGUGGAUAGAGGAAAGCAGUCUCUUGAAACAAUAUGCUUGCUACUAGCUUACAAAAUCAAGUAUCCUGAAAAUUUCUUCUUGUUAAGGGGUAAUCAUGAAUGUGCCUCUAUUAACCGUAUUUAUGGUUUUUAUGAUGAAUGCAAACGGCGAUAUAACAUAAAAUUGUGGAAAACAUUCACGGACUGUUUCAAUUGUCUACCAAUUGUAGCGAUAAUCGAUGAAAAAAUAUUCUGUUGUCAUGGCGGUCUGUCGCCUGACCUUUCGACGAUGGAGCAAAUAAGGCGUAUUAUGCGUCCUACAGAUGUUCCUGAGCAGGGAUUACUCUGCGAUCUACUUUGGUCAGAUCCAGACAAAGACGUAUCCGGUUGGGGAGAGAAUGAUCGUGGUGUCAGUUACACUUUCGGCCCGGAUAUCGUAGCCAGAUUUUUACACAAACAUGAUUUAGAUUUGAUAUGCCGAGCUCAUCAGGUCGUCGAAGACGGUUAUGAAUUUUUCGCCAAACGUCAGCUAGUCACUCUUUUUUCCGCUCCAAAUUAUUGUGGUGAAUUUGAUAACGCAGGUGCUAUGAUGUCUGUGGAUGAUACCCUGUUGUGUUCAUUUCAGAUUUUGCGUCCGGCUGAAAAGAAAAAGUAUUACGUUGGAGUCCCAACUGGCAGCCGACCUAUAACUCCACCCCGUGGUGCUAAAGCUAAAGGAAAAUUAUAACUCAUCUCUGAAUUUACACCUUCAAUUCUUGCUUUUAUUACAAUGAUCAAGGGAGGCGUCAGGUUAAUAACUGCAUUAUUGUCCCUUGUUCAUCGCUGUCAUUUACGGCAGCAUUUUGUCCGUCGAAAAACGUAGAUUUCCCUUUAAUGUUUUUCAAAUAUCAGUUGUAUUUUGCUCUAUAUCAAGAUUGAAUCAGUCAGUGUGAAACUUUAUUUGUUGUUCACUAAUUGUCAAACAGCUUUUAUUUACCUUCUUUCUAAGACGCGUACAGUCUUUUCGUAGUCAAAAGCUUGUUUUGGUUGCAUGUUUUAGGAGCAUACACAGUGUAUUUGUUAUUAACAUUGUUUAACUUUUGAAUCUGUCUGUUUCGCUCGGUUGGAUACCAUUUUUAUUACCACCACUGUUAUUAUUAUUAUGAUUAUAAUUGUAUAUUUCUUAUUGUGCUUUAUUCUUAUUCACUGACUUUAUUUGAGGAGAUGAGUAUUUUUACCGUUUUGCUCAAUCGCUCUUAUGAUCACUUGAGAAUGUAUGUGCGUCAAGGAGUUUAACGGUAGGAACUGCUUAUAACUUUGAUAUCUGUUUGACUUACGUUUUCUUCCGCCAAACUAUUUGACAUGAUGUCGGCAUGUGUAUGAUUUUUCAAAACUUGAUUGUUUACACUGACUUAGUUUCAGGUCCUUGUUUUUCAGUUUACUUGUACUGUACAGUCAGCUAAUUUCUGUUAUGAAAACCUUAUAUUCUAAUGGGUAGUGCAUUGGAAUGAGUGAAAUAUAAUUUCACCUUACUGCGUUUAUGGUAUUUGUUAAAAAACCUGUCCCUGAAUCAAAGUUCUUGGAAAUAAAAAGAUUUUGCAAAUCAGCUUUCAUAGUAUAUCAUAUUAAAUCCUAUAUUUACUA
Messenger RNA from Heterobilharzia americana, 2087 nucleotides. The record is from the annotation of a GenBank genome assembly. Lineage: Eukaryota; Metazoa; Platyhelminthes; Trematoda; Strigeidida; Schistosomatidae.